Uloborus diversus is the source of this 891-nucleotide messenger RNA. RefSeq names its product probable 39S ribosomal protein L45, mitochondrial. Lineage: Eukaryota; Metazoa; Arthropoda; Arachnida; Araneae; Uloboridae. The coding region runs from base 1 to 858 and encodes 285 amino acids. The record is from RefSeq and is a predicted model, not a curated record. Gene Ontology annotation, cellular component: mitochondrion. The transcript has 6 exons.
AUGCAGGUUUUAAAGAUCAAAUUACCAGAUUUUGAUGAACAACGACGAGAUGAAAAGUUAUCUAUUGAAGAAAUGCGUAGCAAAAUGAAAGAAAAGGGAAUUGUUCCACAUCGACAAUGGAAUGAAAAGCCUAUGUAUAUGGGAUGCACAGGGGACAUUUUUGAUCCCUAUGUUCCUCCUGAAGGUGACGGUAAAAUUUCACCUGUUUCAAGCUCAGGAGUGAAACAGUUAUAUGAAGGUGUUGGGAAAAAAGGGAAAUCAUAUUUAGCUCUGCGAAAAAUUCGUAACAUAGAUUAUGAAUUUGACGUGCCUACGGUUGCUGUAAAAGCUCAGGAGAUUUAUGUAGAUGCUCACACAGCAUUGGCCGAGAAAAAUGAAGAAAAACUACAUGAUUUAGCUACUGAGAAAGGUUUUCCUGAAAUGAUGGAAAAUGUCAAAAACAAAACUGUCGUAUGGAAAUUCCUACAAUCUCUAGAGCCCUCGAGAGUUGUCCACAUUCGGUGCAAUGAAAUAAUGGACAAAAGUAACCUAUUUGCUCAAGUUACAGUGAGAUUUCAUACACAGCAAAUCCUUGCUGUCUAUGAUAGAUUUGGUCGUCUUAUGCUUGGUAGUGAGGAGACUCCUAAAGAUGUCCUGGAAUAUGUUGUCUUUGAAAAACAUUUGACAAAUCCUUAUGGAACUUGGAAGAUUCAUGCAAAGUUAAUACCUGACUGGAUGCCCCCCAAAGAGCCAAUAGCCAGGACAUACUCUCGCCCUGAUAUCGAUGAAGAAUUUCCCGAACCUCCUCCAUCCCCUCCAGAGGAGGUCAAGGAGGAGUCUCAGAGUAAACAGAUAGAAUCUGGUGUAGCAACUGCCUAACUAAUUGUAUAUUAAUAAAUUGUUUAAAGUUUU